AGAAAGCAAACAACAUUUUGUAGUUUGCGUGAUACUUGAAUAAAUGCAUGUUUUACACUAAAGUUAGAUAAUCAACUGGAAAGUGUCUAGUCAUGGUUCUCGAGUGCAUAUGUGGAUGUAUGGAUGCAGUGAUUGAGCUUCUAUCUCAUUUUUUCACAAGGAGAAUUUGUUGCGAGUGAAAGCAGACGAUAAGUCCACGAUGCCUAUUCUCGAGAUCUUCACCAAUGUUAAGGCAGAGGCAAUUCCAGAUGGUUUCUUAAAGAAUCUCAAUUCUGUCUGGCAGAAGGCAAUCGGUAAACCAAUGCAAUACAUGUGUGUCCGUCUGGCUCCCGGCGAGACGAUGAACUUCGGUGGAACCGCAGAACCUUGCGCUCUCCUCAAUGUGAGGUCAAUAGGAAAAUUGGGAAAGGAAGAAAACAAUGCUAUCUCAAAGGCUCUCACUGCAGAGAUGGGCAAGCUCGGUGUGGCCCCUGAUAGGAUGUAUGCCGUUUUUACAGAUAUAUCCCCGCAAGAUGUCGGUUUCAAAAACACUACGUUCGCAUUUCUGGCUUGAUCUACUGACGAAUGGCUGGUUUCUUCGGAGCAGCCCGGAGCUCGCCAACUUUCAAUUUUAAUGGAUUCACAACGGAAGUCUCCCUUCAACUCAGUUUUCUAUAUAUUAAGGGACAAAUCUCAAACGGGUUUUAAGAAGUUAUUAUUAUGGUUGAGUCUAAAUAUGGCCUGGUUAGAUGUUAAGCUUCUUCCUUAAGUAAAAUAUUUAGAGCGCAUAUUUAGGUUUAUAAUACACCGAUCACUCAUACGCACGUCACUCGGUGCCUCUUCUUUUUUUUUUUUUUUUGGGGGGGGGCGGGGGCAGAAAUGACGAUUCGAUUACGACACAAUACUUUCUUUACGAUGUUUUCGUUCUUUAAUGAUUAUCUUAUCAUUUAGCAUCCAAAAUCGGUCAGUAUUAUAAGUGUAUAUAUAUCUCUGUUUAUUAUGGAUAAGAUAUAUAAUUUUUUAUAAAUUUUUUGUUAGCUAAUGCUCUUUGUUUCAAAAUUUUCAUGAAAAAACCUCAACUAACUCCUGUCUAAUCGAUUGAUCAAAUACAGAGGAAAUAAACUGUUUAUAUAAAUGUUAUUUUGUAUGCCAUUUAUAAGGAAACGAGGUAAAAUAAAAAAGAUGUAUAAUGAUAA
Messenger RNA from Lytechinus pictus (painted urchin), 1175 nucleotides. RefSeq names its product macrophage migration inhibitory factor-like. The record is from RefSeq and is a predicted model, not a curated record. The transcript is spliced from 3 exons. NCBI's taxonomy places the organism in Eukaryota, Metazoa, Echinodermata, Echinoidea, Temnopleuroida, Toxopneustidae. Gene Ontology annotation, molecular function: phenylpyruvate tautomerase activity; cytokine activity. The coding region runs from base 200 to 553 and encodes 117 amino acids.